This is a messenger RNA of Clupea harengus (Atlantic herring), 1255 nucleotides long. Its product is annotated as collagen alpha-1(V) chain-like. The transcript has 6 exons. Bases 122 to 1255 code for a protein of 377 amino acids. NCBI's taxonomy places the organism in Eukaryota, Metazoa, Chordata, Actinopteri, Clupeiformes, Clupeidae. The record is from RefSeq and is a predicted model, not a curated record. Gene Ontology annotation, molecular function: extracellular matrix structural constituent.
GUUUCCGGUUUCAAUAUCUGAUUCCCAGUGGCACUAUAUCUCUAUUGGAGUGUCCUCCAAAGGGCUGACACUGUAUGUAGACUGUGUCCUGGUUGAGAGAGUGAAGUGGGUUUACCCCUACAUGGGCAUUACUACUGAAGGACUUCUGACUGUAGGUGGGAUCCUUGAAGGAUUUGAGACACCGUUUGAAGGAGAGCUGAGACAGAUGACCUUCCUGAUGGGAGACUCAGACACCGCAAAAGAUCACUGCACCCUCUACAGCACCGAGUGUGGAGUCUCAAAGGCUCCGCGGUCCACACACAAAACACAGGUCCCUAAUCUUUCCUUGAAUGUCAGUGAUCUAACAAAACAUAACACAAAAUGGGAUCUUCACACCUUAGACCUUAAGAAUGUGAGCUUUACGGUGGAGAACGACGUUGAAGCUGAUAAACCCCCAGUAAUCACUACAAAGAGUACCAGCAAAGGAACCAAUGACCGGAGAGUUCUCACCUCUAUUGAAGCUUUGAGCCAAAACACAAGCACAGACCGGAGAAAAACACAAACGGGACCUUUAGACAACAUCAUUGACCUUGAUUCACCCUCUGCCACUGAUUUAGAAAAGUCCUUACAGCACCCCACUGAAACCCAAUAUAAACAGCCUGACCGAAACGUACUGAGGACUGAGGAGGACCUCCUGCCACCCACUAUAUCAUCUGACCCUUUGAAAAAUGGACCAAAGACGGCCACAGAGGACUAUGGAGGACAGGACAGGAUCCAAGUGAUUGGCAUUGAGCACGCCACCGUGCAGCAGGCUUUUCCAAAGCAUGGAGAUAUUAUCACAGGUCUGGAUGGAAGGCCGUAUAAACUCUUGAGAGGAGCUCCAGGACCACUUGGGCCUCCCGGGCGGAGAGGAUGUGCUGGGCGUGAAGGUUUUGUUGGGUUUCAAGGUGACAAGGGCUCCCAGGGCCCAGUUGGGAGGGUCGGGUUGAGGGGGGAGCCGGGACCCCCGGGAUUUCCCGGCCUGCCGUCUCUCUAUCUGUGGCGGAACACCCCGGAGGACUGGGCGGCAUUUAGGUUGGACGCAUCUAAAGACAUGGAAAUUAGAGUCAUGCUGGGCCAGGGCUGGGACUGCCGUCGCCAGGGCUCCAGCCCCAGCUCACAAGGACCUGCUGUUGGCAACAGGCAGCGCUCCACUGCAGGGCUGACGCCCACUGGUCCAGACCUGAGAGUGACCUGCCAUCUCUGUGGCUGUGCCAGGCUGGUCUACCAUUACUGA